AUGGCAACAAUUCAGAGCCAGCCCGCUGAGCAACCUCACAAGCACCUGGACAACCGCAUCGAUGGCGAGUCACCGGACGUCGCUGGAGAUUCAGACUUGUUGGCCAACGAGAUGUCUAGUCUCAGCAUCAAUGGCCAUGGUCGCCAACGUCGUCUACCUCGCUCCUCGGAGGUGAACCACCAUCACUCGCCGCGCGGUGGCAGUCCCACCGGCUCCGCCCGAAGUGCAUACACUACCCGUCGUCGUGUGAGCCGUACAUCAUUCAACGCCGGCGGCUUUUCCUCUGCCUACCGCUCCGAGGUUUCGAAGGAGCUCACAUCCCAAGCCGAGGGCGAGUUCUUCGCCCUCACGGAACUCAUGGCCAGCAUGUCGAGACGAAGUCUCUCCAUGAGAGAAGUCUGGAGCAAGAUCAUCGCCGAGCGUGAGGCAGCCUAUGCUGAGAUGGACCGCAUGUGCGAGCGGUACGAAGAGUUGACGGAAGUCAUCGAGCAGAAGGAGAAGGAGCACCACCACAACAACAACAACCAAGAGGAGCGCAAGCAGGAUCUCUUGAAGGUCCGUUACGAGCUUACCGCUGCGAUCAACAGCGCGUCGGACUUCAAGUUGAAGUUGGCCGAGCGCGACACCGAGUGCAAGGCCCUCCGUCAUGAGAUUGCCGAGUCCAAGGACGGUCUCACGUACAUCCGUAAGGAGCACGAGGAGUUGAAAAAGACAUCGGAACAGAUGCGCAUGACUCUCGUCGCCACUGAGGCUGCCCGCGCUGAUCUUGAAGACAAGUACGGCAAAUUGCGCGGGGAGCGCGAGGCUCUUGACCUUAAGUACACCGACCUGCAGUCUCGCCAUGAGGAAGUCAACAGCCACUUCGAAUCCGCCAACAAGGAGCUGGUGCAGUACAGGCAGAGCAACAUGACCCUCAAGAAGGAGAAGCACGACUUACUCCACAAGGCGGGCGAGCUUGAGGAUUCUCUCCGCAAGGUCGAGCACAGACACGACGAGAUCAAGCGCAAGUACAAGGAACUCGAGGAGCUCUACGAGAAGAGGAAGUAUGAGGUCAAGGAGCUCCAUGAAACUGUCACACGCGUGAGGACCGAAAAGGAGGAAUUCGAGCAACUCAUUGAGAGACUCAAACGCGAGAUUGAGGAGGAGCACGGCCGAUGCGAGGACGCCGAGGACCGUUGUGGCAAGUGGAAGCUCAAGUGGGAGCACUCGGAGCGAGAGAUCAUCUCGGUCCGCGAGGAGAUCUCUCGCAUUGAGAUGACCCAAACUGAGAUGCGCGAGACCAUCUCCAAGAAGUCCGAAGAGCUACGUGUUCUCGUCAUUGAGAAGAAGCGCCUCCAAGAGGAGGGUGAGCGCGCCAGCGGCCGUGCCGACGACAACCACCGCCAGCUACUCUUGGUCCAGGAGACUCUCAGCCACACCGAGUCCCUGCUCAAGAAGACACAGCAGGAGAUCCAUAGCAAGACCGAGCGCAUCGAGCGCCUCGAGCUCGACUACGGCCUUGCCAAGGGCCAGGUCGAGAAGCUGGAAAUGGAAAUCCACACCCACCAGUCCCUCGUCGCUAACCUCAAGAUUGAGGUCGACAGCCUCAACGGCCAGUGCGGCACCCUCAAGGAGAAGUGCCACGACUGGGAGCAGAAGUACGAGGACGUGUACGAGAGCAUUACCGAGAUCGAGGAGGGCAGCUCCAGCUUCGAGUUCGAGAUCUCUGCCAUGCGCACCAUGCUCCGCGAGACAAGGGAACAGAAGGAGCAGGCCAUCACGGCGCGCAACUCGGCGGAUCGUGAGCGUGACCAGGCGAUUGCGCAGUACGAGGAGAAGUGCCGUGAGUUGGAGAGGCUUGAGGAGAGGAUGAGCGCCCAGAUGCACGAGAUGAGCCAGCGUUCCGGAAGCAAGACUAUCACAACGACGCGUUCGUACAAGGGCGGGAGCCACAGAAUGGCCAGCCACAGUGGCUCGUCCAGCCCUACGGAUGAAUCCUGA
Molecule: messenger RNA, 1980 nt
Organism: Colletotrichum graminicola M1.001
Lineage: Eukaryota; Fungi; Ascomycota; Sordariomycetes; Glomerellales; Glomerellaceae
Exons: 1
Coding region: 1-1980 (659 amino acids)
Source: RefSeq, a predicted model, not a curated record